CUGUUUUUCGCCCUCCGAGUCCAGCUCGACCAGUAGUCGAAUUGGUGAGUGGUGAUGACGCAGUUCCUGGAAGUGAAAGAGGCUUGUUUUUCGAAGUAUCUGCUCUGGUAGUGCACGGUAUCCAUUCCCAUACUCCUGCGCGAGAGAAAAAGUAAGAAAAAGGGUGGGAAAAUGGCGGCGACCGCGGCGAGAGCAGUGUUGGUGUCACGGCCGGUAACGUUCGUAACUGGAAAUGCAAAGAAACUGGAGGAAGUGAAAGCCAUCUUGGGCCAAUCCAUCCCCUUUCAGUCCCUCAAACUUGACCUGCCUGAACUGCAAGGCGAACCCCAAGAAAUAUCCAAAGAAAAGGCUCGUUUGGCUGCUCUCCAGGUGAAUGGACCAGUGUUGGUGGAAGAUACAUGUCUUUGUUUCAAUGCCCUAAAUGGUCUUCCAGGGCCAUACAUCAAGUGGUUUCUAGAGAAGAUUGGCCAUGAAGGUUUGAACAACUUGUUGAUGGCAUAUGAGGAUAAGUCAGCUUAUGCUUUAUGUGCAUUUUCUUUUGCCCUUGGGCCUGAUGUUGAGCCUAUUACCUUUCUGGGAAAAACUCCGGGCAAAAUAGUUCCUGCUAGGGGACCCAACGACUUUGGAUGGGAUCCUAUCUUUAAACCUGAUGGCUAUGACCAAACUUAUGCGGAGAUGCCAAAGGAAGAGAAGAACAAGAUUUCUCACCGUUCUAGGGCUCUUGAUAUGGUGAAAUCUCACUUUGCUGAAGCUGGAUACAGUUUUAGUACCUCCAUCUAAAAAGUGAGCUAUGUAUGUCUUCAUUGUUGCCAUUGCAUGGUAGAUUCUUAUGCAGUUAAAAGCUUUUUACUAUGUGAACCUUCUGAUUUCUGUAAAAGGUCUGUUGGCAAAAGCGGGAAGGGUGAAAGAAAUCUCUUUUCACAUGGAAAACAAAUAUUUAAUUUUAUACAAAUCUGUCUGCUUAGUGCUUGGUGGGAAAAAAUCUCUGCGACUAAAAAUAUUGAGAACCGUGUUAUUGAGUGCCAAAUUCAGUGUUUUUUGAACAGUUUUUUUCUUGUCUAUACGAGCAGAAAGGAUGCAAUAGUGUCAAUGAGUAUCCUGUAUUGUAAUGUUUUAUGAUUACAGAGCAAUGACUGAAUUAGUCUGCAUUACUUA
This is a messenger RNA of Durio zibethinus, 1155 nucleotides long. Its product is annotated as Inosine triphosphate pyrophosphatase family protein. Lineage: Eukaryota; Viridiplantae; Streptophyta; Magnoliopsida; Malvales; Malvaceae. Gene Ontology annotation, cellular component: cytoplasm. The record is from RefSeq and is a predicted model, not a curated record. Gene Ontology annotation, molecular function: nucleoside triphosphate diphosphatase activity. Gene Ontology annotation, biological process: nucleoside triphosphate catabolic process.